AAUUUUUUCGAUACAUUUGGGACGAAAGUCUCAUUGCUUCAGAAAGCUCUAUCACAUAAAUAGCUUAUUAGAAGCAAAGUUAAAGAAGUACUGCCGCAAAUAGACUUAAGAAAUGACAUGCACACACGGUGUAGAUCGGGCACGGUCGUAAAGCAAAACAAAAUGUGCGCAUGCGCAAGAAUGGAUGGCCUUGUCACAGGGACGUUUAUGAGGUUCGUGUGCAACCUCGAAAUUGUACCCCUUAGCAGAUGCAAGUAUUAUGAUAAAUCUGGAACCAGAGUGUGGGAUCCAGGCUUGUGGAGAAAAUGCGGUUGCAUAAACAAAAGCAUUGUUCAGAAUUUAGAGCAGAAUGGCAUCCCAUUCUUCACCUUUGCCCCAUGACAGGAGCGGACCCAAGGAGGAAGAUGAUCCGGUAGAUCAGCUGAUCUCUAGGACAGGCUGUUCUGCACUACAUUAUGCAAUUCAGGAGUGCAUGGCAGAGCAUGAAGACUGGAGGAAAUGCAAGAAACAGGUUCAGGAGUUCAGAGAGUGCAUGAUGCCAUUCCAAAAAGCUCGGAUGGAGCAGCUGGUAAAAUGUAAAGACUCAGCCACAGAGAACGUUUGAUGAAAAGCUCCCUGUUAAAGCCACAUCUAUUAAAGAAGACAUUUUGUGACUUCAGGUUCCCUUUAUCACUGAUGUAAUUACACAAGAAUAUCAUAAGAUAUAUGAAUAUAAUAUAUAUAUGUAUAUAUACACUAUAUUACCAAAAGUAUUCGGUCACCUGCCUUGACUCACAUAUGAACUUAAGUGCCAUCCCAUUCCUAACCCAUAGGGUUCAAUAUGAUGUCGGUCCACCUUUUGCAGCUAUUACGGCUUCAACUCUUCUGGGAAGGCUGUCCACAAGGUUGAGGAGUGUGUUUAUAGGAAUUUUUGACCAUUCUUCCAAAAGCGCAUUGGUGAGGUCACACACUGAUGUUGGUCGAGAAGGCCUGGCUCUCAGUCUCCGCUCUAAUUCAUCCCAAAGGUGGUCUAUCAGGUUCAGGUCAGGACUCUGUGCAGGCCAGUCAAGUUCAUCCACACCAGACUCUGUCAUCCAUGUCUUUAUGGACCUUGCUUUGUGCACUGGUGCACAGUCAUGUUGGAAGAGGAAGGGGCCCGCUCCAAACUGUUCCCACAAGGUUGGGAGCAUGGAAUUGUCCAAAAUGUUUUGGUAUCCUGAAGCAUUCAAAGUUCCUUUCACUGGAACUAAGGGGCCAAGCCCAACUCCUGAAAAACAACCCCACACCAUAAUUCUUCCUCCACCAAAUUUCACAUUCGGCACAAUGCAGUCCGAAAUGUACCGUUCUCCUGGCAACCUCCAAACCCAGACUCGUCCAUCAGAUUGCCAGAUGGAAACGCGUGAUUUAUCACUCCAGAGAACGCGUCUCCACUGCUCUAGAGUCCAGUGGCAGCGUGCUUUACACCACUGCAUCCGACGCUUUGCAUUGCACUUGGUGGUGUGUGGCUUGGAUGCAGCUGCUCGGCCAUGGAAACCCAUUCCUUGAAGCUCUCUGCGUACUGUACUUGGGCUAAUCUGAAGGUCACAUGAAGUUUGAAGCUCUGUAGCAAUUGACUGUGAAGAAAGUCGACGACCUCUUUGCACUAUGUGCUUCAGCAUCCGCUGACCCCUCUCCGUCAGUUUACGUGGCCUACCACUUCGUGGCUGAGUUGCUGUUGUUCCAAAACUCUUCCAUUUUGUUAUGAUAAAGCUGACAGUUGACUGUGGAAUAUUUAGGAGCGAGGAAAUUUCACGACUGGAUUUGUUGCACAGGUGGCAUCCUAUGACAGUUCCACGCUGGAAUUCACUGAGCUCCUGAGAGCGGCCCAUUCUUUCACAAAUGUUUGUAAAAACAGUCUGCAUGCCUAAGUGCUUGAUUUUAUACACCUGUGGCCAGGCCAAGUGAUUAGGACACCUGAUUCUGAUCAUUUGGAUGGGUGACCGAAUACUUUUGGUAAUAUAGUGUAUAUAAGAUAAUAUAUGAUAUAUAAUAUCAUAAUAUCAUUGCUCAAAUAUCAUAAUAUCAUUGCUCACAGAAUACAGAAACUCAGUAAGUUGUACAUAAUUGCACUGCUGAACUCAAGUACUUCUUAUUGAGAAACACUGGGAUUUUCUUUUACUAUUCAUAUUCAGUCAUUCCAUGAUGAUCUCUUGUUUAAGCCAUAACCUUUAUGAUUUUUAAUGUCCAUUUAAUUACCCACAAUGCAAGCGUUUUUUUUUUUUUUUUUUUUUUAAACCUUGUUUUGUUUCUAACACCUUUACAAAGAUUAGUUAAAUACCUACGUUCUUGCUGUGAAUAUGAGCAAAACUUUGUUUAUUAAAGUGUUAAAAUUUAUCCUGACAUUCUUGAUGUAUUAAUAAGUGUAGUGCAUUGUUGCUACUAUGAAAUAAGUGAUGCACUAUAGACACUAAUAUAAGGAGAGGAAUUCAGGUUUUCAGGGUCAUGCUUCUGUGACCGCGUAGCAACCAGUUAGAGAGAAAAGCAAACUGAAUAAGAGACUGCACAGUCAUGAAGAGAAAAACAAAUUUAUGCUUGCUUUACUCAUAAUAUCUACAACCAAACAUAUCCAUAAACCAAAAAUGAUCUUUUAGGCUUGCUGCAUUUAUUUAUGGGACACCACAUUUGUUUGUGGAAUUUGGAAAACAUUUCUCUCACCAACUUGUUCUAAUCAAUCCAAGAAUGCGUUCUUUGCACUGCGUCUGUAUCAGCAAAUGGAUAGUCCAAAAAAUUGUACUCUGGUGUGACUUGAUUUGUAAUGAUAAUUCUCUUAAGGGCUUGUCAGACAAAGAAGAAAAAUAUGCUUAAAUAUUAUCAAUUUGCCCUCAUUAUUCAGGGUGUCCAAAUUCAUGAACAAAAAAAAAAUAAUAAUAAAACUAUAUAUAUAAUUUUGUAUACAUUUACUGUAUUUCCAUUGGUUCCUGACUUUUAGGACAACUUGUAUAUCAUAAGCAACUUUAACCCCUUUGAAUUUAUAAUUCUGCUACUACUUGAUGUACAUAUUGGGUCUUUUAUAAAAAUUUUGUUUCUAUUCAUUAUAAUAGUAUCAAACAUGAUGCAACUAAAAUCUUUAGUAGUGUGUAAUGAUGAUAUUACUCCUCUACAAUUCAUCAUAUUUCUCUGGAAUUUAUGCAUCAGAAUACCUUUUUCCCUUACUUUUCUCUUUGUCACACCACAGAACGUUGUCACAUCAAUGCACACCAUAAAUUAUUUUUUCAUUUAAAAUAUGUCAUUCUGCUACUAAAUGAUGUACACAUUGGGCAUUUUUAAUAAAAUUUUGGUUAUAUUCAUUAUAAUAAUAUCAAACAGGAUGGAACUAAAACUAUCUGUACUACUGUUUAAUGAUGAUAUUACUCAUCUUCUAUUAAUCAUAUUUCUCUGGAAUUUAUGCAUCAGAAUAGCUUUUUUUCCCCUUUCCUCUUUGUCAUAGCACAGGACAUUAUGUCACACCAGUGGAAACCAUAAAAAUAAAGUUUUAUGUAAAACCUUU
Messenger RNA from Pangasianodon hypophthalmus (striped catfish), 3505 nucleotides. RefSeq names its product cytochrome c oxidase assembly factor 4 homolog, mitochondrial (gene coa4). The record is from RefSeq and is a predicted model, not a curated record. Lineage: Eukaryota; Metazoa; Chordata; Actinopteri; Siluriformes; Pangasiidae. Gene Ontology annotation, biological process: mitochondrial respiratory chain complex IV assembly. The transcript is spliced from 3 exons. Gene Ontology annotation, cellular component: mitochondrial intermembrane space. Bases 350 to 604 code for a protein of 84 amino acids.